Molecule: messenger RNA, 1783 nt
Organism: Ostrea edulis (European flat oyster)
Lineage: Eukaryota; Metazoa; Mollusca; Bivalvia; Ostreida; Ostreidae
Product: leucine-rich melanocyte differentiation-associated protein-like
Exons: 6
Coding region: 64-756 (230 amino acids)
Biological process (GO): melanocyte differentiation
Molecular function (GO): protein binding
Source: RefSeq, a predicted model, not a curated record
AAGCGGCAAGGUUACUACUGUCCACGUGAUUUUGUUGGAUUUACGUAUCACGUGAUAUGAAAUAUGGCUGACGAUCAGUAUGAAGCGAAACAAGAAAGCAUGAUGGAAGACGAUGCUUUAAGACAAGAAGUCACUCAGGAAAACGAGGUCAUAACACCUGUUUUUGUCGACGGAAUGCUCUCAUUAGUUGGUCAAGAUAUUACAAAGAUUCCCAGUGAUGUUGCCAAUGAAUUUGCAGAGAAAACACGAAGAUUAGAUCUGAGUUUUAACUGUUUAAGAUCUUUGGAGGGACUAGAGAAGUUUACCCAGUUAGAGGAACUAGUGUUAGAUAACAAUGAUUUGGAUGAUGGAAUCAAGUUUCCAAAACUUCAAAAUCUACACACAGUCACAUUAAAUAAAAACAAGAUAACAAAUCUUGAUCAGCUAUUGGAUAAUAUAUCUCACAACCUGCCUAGACUGACCUACCUGAGCAUGCUCAGUAAUGAGGCGUGCCCUAAUCAGCUGUCUAGUCUGGACAAAGAUGAGGAAGAUUACCAGAGAUAUCGGUUUUAUGUAUUAUUCCGGUUGCCAGGCCUCAAGUUCCUGGAUUCUACAAAUGUGAAGGAGGAGGAACUCGUGGAAGCUAAGAGAGUGGGGCCCUUUAUGCAGGUGGUGAAAUUCACAGAAGACGAGAUUGUGCACAAAGAAGAAAAUGACACUGAAGAGACUACAGCUUUUUCACCUCUACCAAACUCGAACGAACAAGAGCAUGGAUAAACCAAUUUGUAAGUCUCUCUCUCUCUAUCUCCAUCUCUCUCUCAUAUCAAAGUUUAAGUAACUGAAAGUAAAAUAUUUUUUACAGCAUCAUUUGGCAAAAGUAAAUAUGUUUACUAUGGGAAGCACUCAGAAGGGAACCGAUUCAUAAGAAACAAAGAUUUAUGAAAUCGCUCACUGCAUCUGUCCAUUGAUGGAGGGAAAUAUUGACAUUCUUCAUCCAUGAAAUUUACACUUCACCAGCUGUUUCAUUCUGUAAAAUCACAACUGUUAUAGCAUGAACAAUUAGUGGUGGAACGUUGAACGACCAUAAUGUACCUCAAUAACCCAUAAAACAGUGUCAAGGCUCCGUGCAACAAUCAUUAUCUUAUGGUGGAGCCAGACACUUGGAUUUUUUAAAUGAGAUAUAUACAGCAUUGAUAUAUUUAUAAGUGGUAGAGAUUAUAUGUAAAUGUUACUUGUAUAUUAUUUGUAAAGUAUGUCUCAGCAACAUGCAUGUAGAUUGUAUUUUUUCAAGAAUAAAUGUUUAGGUUGAUUAAGUAUUAUGAGGGCGGAAGGUAUAUAUGGAAGCAGGGGGGAUAAUUUGUAGAAUUGGCAAAGUAAAUAAUACUGACAUUACAUCAUUCUCUCAUUAUUUAUCCCUGUAAUACAAACAACCUAAAUAUUCAUUCAUUCUAUUUAUAUUUUGUAAAAUGAAAAAAGAUGUAGAUUUUAUACUCUGAAUAAUUACCAUACACGGCAAGUCUGUGAUGUAAGCAUGAGUUCCUGUAUGAGGGUAUAUAAACAUUGACCUAGCAGGCUUAUCAUUGACAAAACAUCAGUGAUUAGAAAUAUUUGUUUAUUAUUUUGUUGCUUACAUUUACAUGACAAUGUUAUGGGUGAAUGGUGAGUUUGAUAAUUUAUGAGUACAUGUAUUUGUAUGCAUUGUUUACGAGAAGCUUUUGAUCAAGGCGUAUAAUUUUGUGUUUUUAGGAGAAAAUUUGAAAGUUGUCGUAUGUAAUCAUUCAUACAAAAUAUUAUUGAAUAUGAA